This is a messenger RNA of Aureobasidium musti, 660 nucleotides long. The record is from the annotation of a GenBank genome assembly. Lineage: Eukaryota; Fungi; Ascomycota; Dothideomycetes; Dothideales; Saccotheciaceae.
AUCGAGGCCAGUAAAGUCACUCAUCUGACACGACAUGGCAGNUAUGUACACCCGCAGUCGCCUACUGUCAACGUCCUUUCCUUGCUGCCCACGUCGCCUCCGACGGGAUCACUCGCUAUCGGUGUCACAUCGCAAAUCCCGCCAACCCCGGACUCGUUGCGUGAAAACCAAUCAUUUAUGAAGGUCCUACAAUCAGUGAUACGAGAGCAUGCAACCAAGGACCCCGAAGUCAUCGCACAAGCCCAAGCAUAUGCCAGCUCAGCAGGAUCCUCACUAGGCUCUGGAGGUGUCUUCUUCCCUCAGAUGCGAACCAAGCGCAGCAAGAGAAGUACAGGAUAUGGUGGUGGAGGCGGCACUGGCGGAGACGGAGCUGGAGGAGCCUCAGCUCAGGGCGGCGCCGGGGGUGCAGGAAGAGGAGGAUACAUCCACGUCAGUGAUCAGAGAAACCCACCGGAUUACGGUCGUGUCGCCUGGCCCGAAGACAUUUUUGGCAGUCUCGAAGUUGACGCAGUCGGUAACUUUGUGGGCGAGAACGGCAGCUAUCAAGAGAGCGGAACGUACAGAUGCGUGACGCGGGAGGGAAUUCUUGGACUCAGCCCGUACCUUCGCGAGAAACUCGUCGCGCGACUCAAGCAACUCGAGGCGGAGAAGAGCAAGUGA